GCACACGCACAUGCACAGUGCACACCAGACCUACGUGUGAGCAUGUGUGCAAACCCACUCCUGGAAUACAGGAGCCCACGGGGGCACAGGUGCACACACACACAGACUCACACACACAGCGCACACCAGACCUAUGUGUGAGCACGUGUGCAAACCCACUCCUGGAAUGCAGGAGCCCACGGGGGCACAGUGCACACAGACACACACAUAGAAGGCCACAGCCACGCGCCAGCACAGAGAGCAAGGGUGCAGGGCCGUCCCCGGGAGGGGGCCAGUGUCACUGGGCUGGUGCCCCCCCCAGGGAGGACACGUGCACACGCCACACCCUGUGGCCCCGCUCAGUGGAGCAGCUGCUGACGGGGAGGCAACCUGGGGUUCCGCUGCCUCCUGCCCCCGCAGCACCCACGGCCCACUGACCCCCCUCUGCAGCCCCGCGGUCGGCUCUGCCUGGCUCCCUGCAGUGUGGCUGAGGGGCUCAGCAGGAGGAGGGCCCUGCACUGGCUCCCAGGCUCCCUGCUGUUGGCCCCACCCUGGACACCCCUCCGUGGAUCAGGGACGCUGUGGAACUGUUCUCCAAAACCGCAAUUACGCAGGCGGGAGCCGGGCCCUGCGUGUUUACAGGGCGCCAAGGCAACGGGAAGAGGCUCCUGUAAACACUGAGGGGGUUGCAAAACCACGCUUCCGCGGUGCAGCAUGUGCAGCGGGACCUGAGGGUCAGCAGGGCCUCCAGUGACCGGAGGUCGGGGCCAGCCUGCGGCAGCCCUGGGCACCUGGGCGCCAUCCUUCCUGAACCUCAGCUGGCCACUCCCCCACGAGCUGGGAGGCUAAAGGGCAUCUGAGCCCUAGUGGGCAGCGUGCUGAUCCGCACCUCCAGGAGGGGACGCUUCCCCACGCCCAUGACCUCCGGGAGCCCACCCCAUGUGGCUCACACAGGCCGCCGCAGCCCUCCCGCGCACCUCUCUGCCCAGGGCCUGCAGCUGUGGCCGCAGUGGGCCGCCCAGGAGAGGGGUCCUUGGCCUCGGCCUGCAGUAUCCCCCUGCUGCAUGUCCAUCCCGGGAACCUGUCAGGGGACAUUGCUUGGGAAAAGUCUUGGAAGAUGUGACCACCUGAGGUUCCUGAGAAUAGGAGGUCACUGAUGACCUGGUGGGACCCAAAUGCCACCAUAACUGUCCUCGACGGAGAGAAGGGAGGACACACAGAGAAGCCAUGACUCAAAGGCAGAGAUGGAGUGAGUGACGUCCCCCAGGGCAGGGACCUCGGAGCUGCCAGCCAGCACAGUCCUCAGCGCCUGCGGCUCAGACUCCGGGCCUCCAGCGCGGUGAGGGAACCGCUUGUCACCUCGAGCCACCAGUGCGCAGCACUUUGUCACAGUUGGCCCCAGGACACUAACGUGGCCUCUGGCUCUGGAGUCACGGGACAGCAGUCAUUCAGACUGCUCUGAAGCCAGGGUGACAGGAGGGACGUUCCGACGCCGGGGCAGCGCUGACUCCCGAUCAUGGCUGACAAGGAGCCACAGCUCCGGACUUGCACCUUCUCCAUGCUGAGCCCACCCGAGGGAGGACACAGCUGAGACACCCUGGGCAGCACCAAGACAGGCCACCACCUGUCCAGCUCGGUGCUUCCUCUGGACCCCAGGAGCCAGCUGAAGGUAAAUUCAGGGUGGACAGCCCCCCUGAGUGCUGCACCUCGUGUCCAGUUGAGAGAAGGCCUGGAAUGGACGGAGGCUUGACAGGGACAUGGUGCCCCGGGAGUCAACACUCCUCCUCCCCACCCCAGUCAGGAUCACUGGACACUGCCAGGGACGGCGCCGGGCCUGAGGGUGAGGAGGGGCUGCCCACUGGGUGGAGCUGGCCAAGUGUCCUGCAGGUGACGACUGAGUCCUCGAGUCCCGUGAGGUCCCCACGAGCGAGGGCCCCCUUCCCAGGAGCCCCACUGACCCGACUCGUGGGCACUGGCCUUUCCCAGAGCCAGCAGAGAGACCAAGACUAAACAAUCCCGUCCACUUGUCAUUUCCCAAAAAAACCUCCUGCCAAAGUAUAUAGAUGCCUAUCAGCUGAGUGGUCAGCUAUGGAAACACGCGGCUAUCACGUGGUCAGCUAUGGAAACACGCGGCUCGGGUAUCAGCUGAGUGGUCAGCUAUGGAAACACGCGGCUAUCACGUGGUCAGCUAUGGAAACACGUGGCUCGGAGGCGGAGGCUCACAGGGCGGGGGCUGAAAAGCAAAUGGAGACUCUGUGGGUGGCUGGUGGAGCAGCCCUGGGAGCUGGCCCAGGGGUGGACGCAGAAAGGCCCAGGCCUCUCGGAUCGUGCUCCCCAGGCCCCAGACGCCCCGAGGCCCAGGGUCUCCCAGAACUGAAGGCUGAAGCUCCUGUCUGACCACAGCGUGUCUGAGCGCCAGGCUGGGCGGGUGGACCUGGGCUGAGACCCCAGCCUCUGGCCCUCGGUGUCCAGAGCCGAUCAGAAGGCCCCUGCAGGGCAGGGAGGGGCAGUGCAGGUGCCAGGCGCAGGGGCUCUGCCAUCCUGGCCCACCACGUCUACAGACGAGGGGCCUCGCCCGGUGGCUGGGGACACAGCCCUGCCUCCGUCCCCACGUGACACUCAGCCCCAGUGGCUGUCGGCCAGGCUCAGGGUAGCGCAGGCCUCAGAUCUGAAUCCCGAGGCGACGUGCCCCGGGGGGGGGGGCUCCAGAUGAUGGCGAGGCCAGCCCACCCUGAUGACGCGAGGGCCGCCAGCGGUCUCCGUCCGGCUGCGGAGGUGGUGGCACAGGCACCCCAGGAAGCGUGUGCGGGGGCAGGAGGGCCAGGGGGCCAAGCGGGCAUCCCAGGAGGGACUUGUCCGAGGACCCACGCUGUCUGACCUGGAGACCCCGCACCGUGGCAAGCCCACCUCUGGAGGAAGAGCAGGCAGACGGUGGGGGAGCCGGCCCGGGCCCUGCAAGGCCACUGUCCACUUGGUGAGCCCCAGCUGCCCAGACAGCAGGUUGUCUGUGUUUCUGGAAGAGAUGGUUUUCCAGCUGGUGGACAGAGGCAAGGUCAUGUCCUCACCCAUGAUGGGGCAUCGGCCAAUCCACUGGCGGCCUGGGAAGAAGAGUUACGUCCACAAGUGGCUCUGGACAGCUGGACGCCCACAGGUGAGGGAAUGGCUCUGGACCCAGGUCCUCACCUCCGGGGGACCCAGUGUGAAGUCGGUGACACCAGCAGACCCCCGCAGGACUUUCAGGUGCCGCCCCGAGGACCUCGUCCGUGAAGGACAGUGCAUCAGCGGGGCUUGUGGAGGGGAGAGGCGGGGGCAGAGACCUCCGAGAAGGGCCCGGGGCCUGGGACUCACAGAGACCUCUCUAAACAGCCAAGAAGACGAACAGCCAGUUGAAAAGGGAGGCCUGAGAGCCGCUGGGCAGAGAGGCUGUGGCCAGCAACCGCGCGCUGGACACUCCCGGCACCCAGCACCGCCAGCAGCCACACCUGAGCAGCACAGAGACCACUGCCCCCAAUCCACAGGCCCACAGCGCCAGUGCCGGCUGACCACAGAACCAGCCCUCGCACUCAGUGUUGAGAGCUACCUCAGGCAGUGCCCACACACGGGUGUUCACAGAGCGCCAUGUACAAUUGCCAGCGCUUGGCAAAUGUCCCUCAGUGGGCGAACGUGUUCAUUGACUGUGGUACGCCAAACAAUGGAAUCUUACUCAACCCUGAAAAGAAACAAGCUACCCAACAUGACGAUGCGGGAGACUGGGACGUGCGUGACUCAGGAAGACGUGAGUCUGAAAUGCAGGAUUUCCACUGGGUGGCCUUCUGGGAAAGACAGAGCUAUGGAGCCUUAGAAGGUCAGCUCGAUCGGCGGAGGGCUUGCCUCGCGUGCACCGGGCCCUGGGUUCAGUCCCUAGCGCCAUACCUACACACAAAGGUCAGUGGUUUCCGGGGCAGGGGACGGGUGGAGCACACAGGUGUCCCUGCACAGUGAACCUCCUCUGCGUGACCGACACGGGCCAUCGCAGUGACCCCCAGAACCUGCGACUCCCAGGGGCCCUCUGGUGAGGUGGUGGAGGUGGCCCCAUGGGGGACGGAGGGGCCCUCUGUAUUGUUCAUUUUUCUGUGAACCUAAAACUUCCCUAAAAAUCAGUCUGUUUGAAAAGAA
Messenger RNA from Ictidomys tridecemlineatus (thirteen-lined ground squirrel), 4134 nucleotides. Lineage: Eukaryota; Metazoa; Chordata; Mammalia; Rodentia; Sciuridae. The record is from RefSeq and is a predicted model, not a curated record.